This is a messenger RNA of Colletotrichum godetiae, 657 nucleotides long. RefSeq lists its product as uncharacterized. The coding region runs from base 1 to 657 and encodes 218 amino acids. Lineage: Eukaryota; Fungi; Ascomycota; Sordariomycetes; Glomerellales; Glomerellaceae. The record is from RefSeq and is a predicted model, not a curated record. The transcript has 3 exons.
AUGGCUUUGAAUACCUCUUUAUCCGCAGUAGAUGUGCGACGAGCAUUCACCGAAGCUGCCUUUCUCUAUGCUAAUGACGCAUCGGUGGGGCAGCGCGUUAAGGAGUUCCAACAGAGGGGGUUUCCAAUCGAGUCUGCCGACGGCUUGGAUUUCUGCAAACAGAAUGUGUUUGAGGAUCAGCGAGUUCGGCUCGUUUUGGAGGCUUUAUUCCCAUGGUGUGCAGUUGGGAUCUAUGAAGUUUACCGUAGUAGCCCCGAGUGCAUCUACGGUUAUAUGACUGGGCUGAACUCCGAACUGAAAGCCGCAGUAGUACGACUGCAGAGCCCGGGCUCAAGCGUAGUUGUACUCGACGGCUCGCAUCGACUCCCUAUCAGAGGUUUCGUCGCUUCAAACGGCCUCUUGGAAAUCCCAUACGCCCCCCUUAGAAACUGUAAAGAAAUCGAGAUCGACAUGGCAGAGGGCGGCCUGAUAAUACACGAUGCACGUUUACAGAUCCGAUCGAUGAAAGGCUAUUCGGUUCAGCUUUGUUUCGCAACGGAAGAUGAGAUACAGGGCUGGCCUAGAAAGAAGUUCCCUGACAGCCAGGCGCUGAAGCAGCAAGCUAUUGCUAUGGAAACACCAACAAUGGGUGUCAAUUUUGUAUUCGGAGAUCAAUGA